AUGGCCAUGACGGACACAAGGGCCAUGAGGGCCAUGACGGACACAAGGGCCAUGACGGACACAAGGGCCAUGAGGGCCAUGGGGGCCAUGAGGGCCAUGGCCACGGUCAUGGCCACGAAGAUUCCGGGCAUGCGGCGCAUGAUGCUGCACAUGGUCAUGGAAGUCAUGAGUGAUUUUGUUCCAGGUGUACAGGCUCCGAAGAGAAUCUUGGUACAUCCACGAGAUGAACGCCUUUGUUUCGAUUCUGCAGCUGUGCUGGCUCUUUGUCGAGCUUGGGUCUGCUGUUUCUUUACGCCCAGGUUGCUGCAGAUGGCUCGAUCGCCACUCUGCUUGGCGAUCCUCUUGGCAGGAUGGCAGCUUCAAGGUGUCAUCUCCUGCGACUGCUCUUGGACCAACAACGGCGAGAAUUGCGGUAACAGGGACGACAGCGUGUGCUGGCCAGCAUGCUGCCCGAACUCCUGCAACGCCGGCGGGUGGGCCGUAGCCUACUCUGCCCAGCGCUGCCACCUGUCAAACGGGGUGCGCAGGAUUUCAUGCGAUGGCCCGUCCAUGCACCAGUGUGGCACUCGCUUGAGUGCGCCGCACAACUUCGUCGGCAGAGGCUACCAUUCCGUCCGGAUCAAGGCAGCACCUGGACCUGGCGUCGUGACCACCUUCUAUUUGUCCAACAACGGCGGCCUGUACGAUAAGACGAAGACACAUCCGUGGGUUGAGCUUGACUUUGAAAUCAUGGGCAACAUGGCAGGUCCUGGUGGCCAGUCUCGCAUUUGGACCAACAUGUUUACCGGCAUCGCCGUCGAGCAUAAUCAGUGGAUUAUCGUGCCCUUCGACGUGACGCAGGACUACCACGAGUAUGGGUUUGACCUGGGGGACAACUCCAUCUCUUUCAAGGUAGAUGGUGUUGCGUACCGCACCACUGACAUCCAGAAUUAUGAUGAUGUGCGAGCAUCUAUUUGGUCAACGAACUUUCAGGAGUUUGUUUCAGUGUGGGGACAAUCCUCGCAAGAUCCCGGAGAGGGCGUUCCAGAUUUCCAAAAUGCCAUGGGCCUGUUGGAUGCGAACCCCUACGGCUUCCCGCGAUAUGCUGAGGCAUUUGCGCGACCGAAGCUCGUCCCGAAUGCAGCUCCGUCUGAGAGGUCGAAGCAGCUAUUCCAGGGCUGGGCAGCGCAAGAGUGGCGCGACUGGGUCGCUGGGCCUGAUGGUUCCAGGUGGUGUGAGAAUAAGAGGUACGAAGCUGAUCGAAUCGUUGAUUGGAUGGUCUGCAACUGGGGAUUGCAGAACAUGUGCAGAGGAAGUGGUGUCUUAGAUGUGGGCGGCGAGCCCGGCUUCCUGGCUUCAGCACUACUCGCACGUGGCGUGGGCGUCACCGUUGUGGAUCCAACAUGGAGGAUCACCGGGAAGGCCCACGCCUCCAAUGACUGCACCUGGCUUAGGAAGAGGUAUCCACACCUGCGCUUUGCAGCCUUCAGCCGGGAGUUUGACGAAAGGUUUAUUGCCGAUUAUCCACGGCUUGUCAAGGAUGCCAGCGUCGUCGUGUCUCUCUACGGCGAUGAGGCCACAAGCCCUGCAUUGCGAUUUGCCGCCAAGGUUGGCAAGCCGUGCGUUAUCGUUCCCUGCAACGAGUGUGUACAGUUUUAUCCCGACUACAACAAAACAUACGAGGGCUUCUGCGAGGCAUUGCUCCAUGACGCAUACUGGUACGGCGGGCACUUCGAGCUCGUGCUUUUGGACGGUCCCCCGGGCCGGUUUUCCGAUUUGGAUCUUGUCCUGGCAAAGUCUAGAAGCUCCUUGCGCUGGCUGAUGCGGGCCGCUCGACGUUGGCGGCACACAGCGUUCGAUGUUUUAUUGCCGGCGCCUUCGGCGGCAGCUGCACGCAGUCAGUCGAGCAGCGGUGGCAACGAGAUCUUCCGAUGCCAAGGACUAGCCGAGGACACCUUGCACAUGCGACGCAGCGUGCAGACAGCGAUGGCGUUAGAUCUGAUUGCCGCGCCAGCUGCCAAAGUUGUGGGCAAUCACAUCGACUUCGGGAAUUUUCUGACGGUUUCAGAGCAACUGAUGUCAAACAGCAACUUCGUGCUUGUUCUCCAUGCAGGCGCCAUCUGGUGGUAUCAUUGCUUUCUCCGUGACCACUUGAUGGCUCGGCACGUGACGCGAAUAGCGUUGGAGAGGCCCUGGCCAGAUGUGUCCCAAGCCCUAGAAGAGGGCUCCUCAGUCGUGGUGAUUGUGGAGACAGGACCUUGGAGGAGGCGUUUACAAGUCGGUCGCAGAAAGGACCGCCGCGGAGCCGUUUCCUUGCGGCAGCUGUUGUCGACCGGUGCCCUCCACCUGGACUGCGCUCAGGGCGAGGUGCUGAAUGAGGACGCAUUGAAGCUGCUUCGAGGGACGGAUCUGUUCCCGACGGCCGAGGACCUUUCAGAAGAUCGCAUGGCCAAACGAGCAGCCUGCAUCGCAGACCAUGAGCCGAUGGGACUGAAAGCCGAAGAUGACACAGGGACCUUGAAAUGGAUGGAAGCGCUUCCAGCUACGAUUCAACGUCCGCUGCAAUGGCAUGGACGAGUCUUCUGUCGCUAUUGGGGCGGCCUCUCACUUGCCAUGGGCUUAACCUCGGUGUUGGUGUGGAUGCCAAGGGACAGCUUACGUGUUUGGGCAAAGUCCCCAUAG
Messenger RNA from Symbiodinium sp. CCMP2592, 2661 nucleotides. The record is from the annotation of a GenBank genome assembly. NCBI's taxonomy places the organism in Eukaryota, Dinophyceae, Suessiales, Symbiodiniaceae.